GUUUUCCAUUCCCCAAAGUCAUCUCCAAAUUUUCCUACGAUGAGAGGGAAUAGUAUUUUGGGGGAAAAAACCGACCCAUACCCGAAUCCAUUUGUCACCGGAUCUUGUUAGUUGGAGACAGAGAGAGCACUGAGAUUGACUGAAAGAGCAGCAAUAUUUCAAUUUUUGUUUCUUUCUUUUCAAAAUUGAGACUUUCGAACUCGAACGGACCUCAUGGCGAAGCCCGAGCCCGAACCCAGGGCUCGAACCGUUCUCGAACCACUCACCCAAUUUGACCUCUCUACCCACUCACAAUCCCCGACCCGAUCCCUCGCCAUCUCCACCGUCUCCGAUUCCCAAACCCUUAUCUACAUCGGAACUCUCGCCGGAACCCUAAUUCUCCUCCAAUCCUCUCCUAAAACCACCUCCUUUUUGCAAGCCAUUACGGUCGCCGAUGGUUCCCCGAUCGAUCGCAUUAUCGUCCUCCCCGAGAUCGCAAAGCUUCUCGUUCUUUCCGAUGGAUCUCUGUUCUUGCUCGAUUCGUUUCUGUCACAGCCCGCCAAGAAGCUCGCUUUCUUCAAAGGAGUCUCCGCGAUCACCAGGCGAUUUCGUAGCACUGGUAAUCAAACCGAGAGUACGGAUUUCAUCGACAGCACCGCUGAUUCUUCUUCUUCGGAGUACGCGAGCGCGAGUCAACGGCUUUUACAGAGGUUGAGUGGUGGAAUCAGAUCAAACGGUUUGAAAAUCAAAGAAUCCGAACAACAGCAACAACAACAGCAGCAGCAGCAGCAACAGAGUGAAGCUAAUAAUUUAGGUCACUUCGUUUUCGCAGUUGUGAUUGGUAAAAGAUUGAUACUUGUAGAGCUCGUUUUAGGCAAUAGAGUGAACAAAACCGACGUUGACGUUAAUGGCGUAUACGGUUCUCUCGUGGUUUUGAAAGAAAUUCAAUGUAUCGAUGGGGUUAUCACACUUGUGUGGCUUGAUGAUUCCAUAGUUGUUGGUACGGUUAACGGUUAUAGUUUGUUUUCGUGUGUUACGGGACAAAGCGGGAUUAUAUUUACGUUGCCGGAUAUGUCUACCCCGCCACGGCUCAAAUUAUUGUGGAAAGAGUGGAAUGUGUUGUUGUUAGUGGACAAUGUGGGUGUUCUUGUCGAUGAACACGGCCGGCCAGUUGGUGGGAGCUUGGUGUUCAGGCGUGGCGGACCGGAUUCUAUUGGGGAGAUGUCUUCCUAUGUGGUUGUUGUGAGGGAUGGGAAGAUGGAGGUGUAUCAUAAGAAGUCGGGUAGGUGUAUUCAAUCGAUAAGUUUUGGUGGGGAAGGAGUUGGAGCUAGCGUUGUUGCUGAUGAGGAAGUUGGGAGUGGGAAACUUGUUGCUGUUGCAACACCCAACAAGGUUAUUUGCUAUCGUAAAUUACCUUCUGAAGAACAAAUCAAAGACGUUUUGAGAAAGAAGAACUUUAAAGAAGCCAUUGCCUUGGUGGAGGAACUUGAGUGUGAUGGUGAAUUGUCAAAGGAUAUGCUCUCCUUUGUUCAUGCUCAAGUGGGGUUUCUAUUGCUGUUUGACCUGCAUUUUGAGGAAGCAGUAAAUCACUUUUUGCAGUCAGAGACAAUGCAGCCUUCUGAAAUAUUUCCAUUUAUAAUGCGAGAUCCAAAUCGCUGGUCACUGCUGGUUCCUAGAAACCGAUAUUGGGGUUUGCAUCCACCCCCUAAACCUGUUGAAGAUGUUGUAGAUGAUGGGUUGUUGGCUAUCCAAAGAGCUACCUUCCUGAGAAAAGCAGGUGUAGAAACUUUAAUAGAUGAUGAUUUUCUUUUGAAUCCACCAAGUAGAGCUGAUUUAUUGGAGUCAGCAAUCAAGAACAUUAUCAGCAUGCCUCUCUCCCUAACCACUGCAGUGCCAUGGGGUAAAGUAAACGGGGGAGGGUGGUGCAGGAUCAGGUACUUGGAAGUUUAUCAGGAGAAAGAGUUAACAUUGCCAGUGAGAGAGGGAGUUGACACACUAUUAAUGUACCUUUAUAGAGCUUUAAAUCGUAUUAAUGACAUGGAAAAGCUGGCAUCUUCAGAAAACAGUUGUAUCGUGGAGGAGUUGGAAACUUUAUUAGAUGACUCUGGCCACCAACGGACGCUUGCCUUCCUCUAUGCAAGUAAAGGGAUUAGCUCAAAAGCUCUUGCUAUUUGGCGCGUUUUGGCAAGGAAUUAUUCAACUGGUCUCUGGAAAGACCCCACUCUGGAGAAUGACAUACAGGAUACCAGUAAUAAUGGUAUCUCCAGUAAGGAGAUUGCUGCAGUUGAGGCAUCAAAGAUUCUUGAGGAAUCUUCUGAUCAAGAUUUGGUUCUACAACAUCUUGGAUGGGUUGCUGAUAUCAACCAGGUGCUUGCUGUUCAAGUUUUAACAUCAGAAAAAAGAGCCAAUCAACUUUCCCCAGAUGAAGUUAUUUCAGCAAUUGAUCCAAGAAAGGUAGAAAUUUUUCAAAGGUACCUCCAGUGGUUGAUUGAAGAUCAGGACUGUGAUGAUACUCAAUUCCAUACAUUAUAUGCUCUAUCACUUGCCAAAUCAGCAAUUGAAGCCUUUGAAGCUGAAAAUACUUAUCAAAACAGUGACAUUGGAAGGGUAGAUGAGACAGUAAUUUCUGAUAAUAGAAUGAACUCGAUCUUUGAAAGUCCACUUCGAGAAAGACUGCAGAUAUUUUUGUCGUCUUCAGACUUGUAUGAUCCAGAGGAAGUUCUUGACUUGAUUGAAGGAUCGGAGUUAUGGUUGGAAAAGGCAAUUCUUUACAGAAAACUGGGUCAAGAGGCAUUAGUGCUCCAAAUUUUGGCAUUGAAACUGGAAGAUAGUGAAGCAGCUGAACAGUAUUGUGCAGAGAUUGGCAGACCAGAUGCCUAUAUGCAGUUACUCGAUAUGUAUUUGGAUCCACAAGACGGUAAGGAGCCAAUGUUUAAGGCUGCUGUUCGCCUUCUACACAAUCAUGGAGAAUCAUUGGAUCCUUUGCAAGUUUUGGAGAAAUUGUCUCCAGAUAUGCCCCUCCAACUAGCCUCUGAGACAAUAUUGAGAAUGUUUAGAGCUCGCCUUCAUCAUCAUCGUCAAGGGCAGAUCGUGCGUAAUAUGUCCCGUGCUGUAGACGUCGAUGCGAGGUUAGCAAGAUUGGAGGAAAGAUCAAGACAUGUCCAGAUCAAUGAUGAGAGCCUUUGUGAUUCCUGUCAUGCCCGACUUGGAACUAAACUGUUUGCAAUGUACCCAGAUGAUACCAUCGUCUGUUACAAGUGUUUUCGUCGUCAGGGUGAGUCGACUUCUGUCACAGGUCGCAACUUCAAGCAAGAUAUUCUAAUCAAACCGGGUUGGCUUGUGACCCGAUGAUCUAGAGAAAGAUGAUGUAGCUGUGGAUGUUCAAGACUUUAAUGCUCUACAGCUCGGGGUUCGAAAUAAUACCUCCAGAUUUUGACAAAUUAGAGUCUGUAGUAGUUCUGGAAGCGUGUUAAUGAAGUUCAGUGGAGGUCAAGAUCCUUACAUGCUCAUGUUAGAGGCAUAAAUCGAAGUAUCAUCUUUGUAGAGUAUAACCAUAGAAUCUACAUACGGCACAACAUCAUAUGAUUGGUACACUGACUAUGUAUGCAUUGCUUCCACAUUGUAAAUGCCUCAAUUUUUUUGCUAAUGGUUAUGCGUUGCUGGGAUGUUGUGUAU
Molecule: messenger RNA, 3654 nt
Organism: Quercus lobata
Lineage: Eukaryota; Viridiplantae; Streptophyta; Magnoliopsida; Fagales; Fagaceae
Product: Vacuolar sorting protein 39
Exons: 15
Coding region: 214-3330 (1038 amino acids)
Biological process (GO): intracellular protein transport; autophagy; endosomal vesicle fusion
Cellular component (GO): cytoplasm; membrane
Source: RefSeq, a predicted model, not a curated record